Molecule: messenger RNA, 2957 nt
Organism: Hermetia illucens (black soldier fly)
Lineage: Eukaryota; Metazoa; Arthropoda; Insecta; Diptera; Stratiomyidae
Product: ATP-binding cassette sub-family G member 4
Exons: 7
Coding region: 497-2587 (696 amino acids)
Cellular component (GO): plasma membrane
Molecular function (GO): ATP hydrolysis activity; ABC-type transporter activity; ATP binding
Source: RefSeq, a predicted model, not a curated record
ACUAUUAUUUUCCUGGUUCGUCAGACUUGAAGCGAUUAGAUUUUAAUUUCGGUACCAGAUUCCCAUUAUUCAUAUUCAGUUCUCGCUUCGAUCUAGUUGGGAAUAGGCUGUCUGCGGCUCGGUUUACGCAGCUUGUUCCUCGAUUUAGUGAUUAAAUCUAAAUAUCUACUGUCGAACUCAUAUUGGACACUAAUUGCUUAUCUUAUCGCGACAGUGAACAAAGAGAAUUCUAACGAGCUUUGUUUAAUAGGUCCAUGGAAACAGUGGGAAGGCUCGAGUCUGGCACCGAAUUUCACCAAAAUAAGGAACAAUCAACUACCAAGUGAUCUUCACUUCGCUUUCUUGCUACGGAAGUGACUUAUUUUUGUUUCGUGUUUUCCGAAAGGCGUAGAUGUGUCGCAUAACGAGUUUGUUUCUACCUUAAAUAAUUUUCAUGUCGUUUUCGUUGGUUUCUGCUUAGAAGAUACAGACGAAAAUUUAAGAUAAAUUCGUCAAAAUGAUCGAAGAUAAUAGUGUGACCAAUAACCUGCUCGGGAACGAUGGGAAAAAGCGUGCAGGAAUCCUAAAACCUUACAUCGCACCAGCACAACCUAAAACACUACAACAUCUGCCAGAACGUCCACCAGUUGAUUUGGAAUUUCAUGAUUUGAGCUAUCGCGUGCGGGAAGGACGGCGAAACAAUGCUAAGAUUAUUCUCAAAAAUGUCAGCGGCAAAUUACGAUCCAAAGAGCUUACGGCCAUUAUGGGGCCAUCCGGAGCGGGCAAAAGUACAUUACUUAAUAUUUUGUCCGGUUACAAAACCACAAACAUUGAAGGAUCCAUUUUGAUGAAUGGACGUGAACGCAAUUUGAGUACAUUCCGGAAGUUAUCGGCAUAUAUUAUGCAGGAUAAUCAGCUUCAUGCCAAUCUUACGGUUCAAGAAGCUAUGACUGUUGCAACGAAUUUGAAAUUAAGCAAGAAAUUUACAAAACAGGAGAAAGAUGAAAUGAUAACAGAAAUUCUCCUCACACUCAGUUUAAGUGACCACCGACAAACAAUGACCCGCAAUCUCUCCGGAGGGCAGAAAAAACGUCUUUCCAUUGCCCUGGAGUUGGUAAAUAACCCACCGAUUAUGUUCUUUGAUGAACCAACCUCUGGCCUGGACAGUUCAACAUGCUUCCAAUGUAUUAAUUUAUUGAAAAUGCUUGCAGCCGGAGGACGCACCAUUAUUUGCACAAUCCAUCAACCCUCCGCUCGUCUCUUCGAAAUGUUCGACCAAUUGUAUACUUUGGCAGAUGGUCAAUGCGUCUACCAAGGCAGCACAAGACAACUGGUGCCUUUCCUGUCCACAUUAGGCCUAGACUGUCCAUCUUACCAUAAUCCAGCUAGUUAUAUUAUUGAAGUUGCUUGUGGUGAACACGGUGAUAAUACGAAGCGUCUAGUGGAGGCCAUUGAGAAUGGUUGCCGAGACAUACGAACCCCUGAAGAUUUUGCCAAUAUCAAAGCCAGGAAUGAUGUGGUUCAGGUUCAUAAUAAUAUUAAAGCGUUUAUCAGCAAGAACGACGCUCAUAGCAUUCCCAAUGGCGACAAGUUCGAGAAUCAACUACCACUUUCUAAUACUGGUAAACUUAAUCUGGUCAACGACAUUGCAAAAGAUAGUGGUGUUCAGAUUGCACCAAAAGGUGAAGCUUUGGUCAUUGAUGUGGAAAAGGAAAAUAAUGUUACAACGGCCUUGCUCUCUGACGAAAUCACAUCGCCCGAACGUUAUCCAACUUCUCAAUUCCAUCAAUUUUGGGUAGUUUUGAAACGAACCCUUUUGUUCAGUUAUCGAGAUUGGACACUCAUGUAUCUACGACUGUUUGCUCACUUGGUUGUUGGGUUCCUGAUCGGAGCCCUCUACUACGAUAUUGGUAACGACGGUGCUAAAGUCCUCAGCAACUUGGGAUUCCUGUUCUUCAACAUGUUGUUCUUGAUGUAUACAUCCAUGACAAUUACAAUCUUGUCUUUCCCACUAGAAUUGCCGGUACUCCUCAAGGAGAACUUUAACAGGUGGUACUCGCUCAAGUCGUACUACUUCGCGAUUACAGUGUCCGACCUACCGUUCCAGGCUAUAUUCUGCGUAAUAUAUGUCUCGAUUGUGUACUACUUCACAUCACAACCUUGGGAGCUAUUCCGAUUCUCAAUGUUCCUUUCAGCUUGCCUAUUGAUAUCAUUCGUUGCACAAAGUGUAGGAUUAGUCGUGGGAGCGGCCAUGAAUGUUCAGAACGGUGUAUUUCUGGCGCCUGUCAUGUCUGUACCAUUCCUCCUGUUCUCUGGAUUCUUCGUAUCCUUCGAUGCUAUUCCGGUUUACCUAAGAUGGAUCACAUAUCUUUCAUACAUUCGCUACGGUUUCGAAGGAACUGCUUUGGCCACGUACGGAUACGAACGCGAGAAACUCAAGUGCUUCCAAACCUAUUGUCACUUCAAAUCGCCGAUGACAACGCUGGAGGAGUUGGACAUGGUUAACGCUAGCUUCACUUUAGAUAUUGUUGCCUUAGUUAUUAUCUUUGUUGUAUUAAGAACUGCUGCAUUCCUGUUCUUGAAAUGGAAGUUGAAAACGGCACGAUAGGUUCCUAGGAUCUAAGUUAGUGAGGUAUACCUGCGGGUUAGGAUUUAAUCAACAUAUUUGAUAGGUGUUUUGUUUUCCUAUAUCCUCUAUUCUAAUUUUGCUAGAAAUCAAACCUUCUCUAUUAUUUCUAAUGCAAGGUAAGGCUUAGAUUAGAAAAACUCACCAUUUCUAGGACAAACGUUUAUUUUUCAAUCGGAGUCGGUCAUGCUUGAAUCUAAAUGUUUGAAUAGGAAGAUACCAGGUAAGGCUCGAAACGGAUGAAUCCAGUUACUAUAUAAUAGCUUUAAACGAUGUUUACGAAAAGAAUCCUACAGGACAUCAUUGUCAAACUCUAUCCAAAAACGAGAAUAGAAUAAAUCUGUUGAUCACA